This is a messenger RNA of Liolophura sinensis, 1231 nucleotides long. RefSeq names its product TAR DNA-binding protein 43-like. Gene Ontology annotation, molecular function: RNA binding. The transcript has 4 exons. Gene Ontology annotation, cellular component: nucleoplasm; chromatin. Gene Ontology annotation, biological process: regulation of gene expression. The record is from RefSeq and is a predicted model, not a curated record. Lineage: Eukaryota; Metazoa; Mollusca; Polyplacophora; Chitonida; Chitonidae. Bases 330 to 905 code for a protein of 191 amino acids.
CGAAUAACAGCCAGACUAAGGUAAACUACCACCAGACAAGCGGUUUUAUUAUAACAAGUUGCCACAGCUUUUAUAUCAACGAUAAGAGCAAUUUGUACGUUGUGAAUGAUUUUUAUAAAUAUUUUAUCAGAAAUUCAGUGCGAUCCGUCUUUGUUUUGAUGAACGGCCAUUUUGACGGAAGCACGCGGUGUUUAGAGAACAGAUUAUCCAGGAACAGAAAGACCUUGGUGUUAAGAGAUUUCACAAACUGAUGUUUGCAGGAUUUGUUUAUCUAUGAUACAGAUAAAGCUAAAUCCAGGUCGGCACCAGUCAUACUUGGUGUGGGUAAAAUGUCUGCUUACGUGCAAGUGACAUCUGGGGAAAAUGACGAACCCAUGGAAAUCCCUUGUGAAGAGGAUGGGACGUUGUUGUUGAGCAGUCUAGCUGCACUAUUUCCAAAAGCAUGCGGACUUCGGUUUCGAAACCCAGAUACGGGCUCAAUGCGUGGUAUCCGUGUGUCUGACGGCAAGCUGUACCCUCCUCCUGCGGGUAACGAUGACUCUACAUGGGGGACAAGAGUUUACCUAGCAGUGUUUCCUAAAGAAACUAAAAGAAAAAGUACAGAUCAAGGUGGCAGCCCUCCGCAGAAAUGCAAACGGUUAGGUGAUCGAGGCGGUAGUGACCUUAUUGUGUUAGGCCUGCCAUGGAAAACUGCAGAAGAUGGAAUGAGACAAUACUUUAAUCAGUUUGGAGAAGUCACAUUUGUGCAGGUUAAAAGAGAUGGACGAACAGGAGAAUCAAAAGGAUAUGGGUUUGUGCGUUUUAAAGAAUAUGAUGCGCAGGAAAAGUGUUUACGGUAUGACCGUCAUGAGAUUGAAGGCCGCUGGUGUAAUGUGAGGAUUCCUAAUCAGAGAGAUGUGUACUGAGUACCCUGUGAAGGGAAAGAAUCACCUCAACUAAGGUCAUCUCAGAGUCAAGGGAUUCUGGAUUAUCUCCCCUGAUCACCGCCAUAUGGUCUCCUUCAAUGUUGUUCUACCACAGUAUUGUAGGAGAGUUUCAAAUGACUCCAAUGAGGCCUUCGUUUUUUUUUUUCUUUUGUUUCUUUUUUUUUGUGAAAUUCUAGAUGUCAUGACUUCAUUACAACCCACAUUUAUGUCGUUGAUUUUUAGAAUAUUUUAUUUACACGACCCUUUGUGAAAUGUAAUCAAGCCUGUACAUUUUUAUCAAGAGCUUAUUAUAAUAAUAAUAAAGG